AUGAGUUCUUCCGACAAUGCCUUUGAUCAUGAUCACAUUGAUUCAGACCCAGGCCCACUGUACCAAGAAACAUGGGUCCAAAAGCUUCUUCAACAAAUCCAGGAUUUUCUCCAGGUUAACAGCGACUGGUUUGGGAUUGAUCCGUUCCUGCCUCAGCGCGUCCUCGAUUAUGCCUGUGGGAAUGGCACUGUAUCAAGCGCCCCUCUGGCUAAUUUUCCGAACGCUACCUUCCAAGGCAUUGAUAUCUCCACUUCUCAGGUCCGUCGCUUCAAUGAUGAAGCCACGAAGCUACUAGCGGAAUCCCACGACCGCAUGUUUGCCAUCCAAGGCGACCUCUACGAUCCACACGCACCCUGGCUUGAGCGAUGCACAAUGGUCUGCAUUUGA
Molecule: messenger RNA, 387 nt
Organism: Aspergillus alliaceus
Lineage: Eukaryota; Fungi; Ascomycota; Eurotiomycetes; Eurotiales; Aspergillaceae
Product: class I SAM-dependent methyltransferase
Exons: 3
Coding region: 1-387 (128 amino acids)
Source: RefSeq, a predicted model, not a curated record